Messenger RNA from Colossoma macropomum (tambaqui), 2670 nucleotides. It is a transcript of the gene gfra2b, whose product is annotated as GDNF family receptor alpha 2b. The transcript has 9 exons. Gene Ontology annotation, molecular function: signaling receptor activity. Lineage: Eukaryota; Metazoa; Chordata; Actinopteri; Characiformes; Serrasalmidae. The record is from RefSeq and is a predicted model, not a curated record. Gene Ontology annotation, biological process: nervous system development. Gene Ontology annotation, cellular component: signaling receptor complex; external side of plasma membrane. The coding region runs from base 725 to 2185 and encodes 486 amino acids.
CCACCCAGCGUUCUUUUGCAGCCGUCACUGGAUUGGUGGGGGCUGGAGGCUCAGAAGCGAAGGGGAGAGAAGAGGAGAAGCUUUUUUCAGCUUUUUUCCAGCCGCUCUCUCCUUCAGCAGCGCAGAGCGGAACGGACGCAGCUAUGAGGGAGGACACAUGAGGGGGCAGAGAGAGUCAAUGUGCCCAUUUCAUGCUGUCUGGCAGAAUCACUAAGCGCGUUCCAGAGGAGGAGAAGAGCGCAGCACUGCGUGCAUUACUGCUGAACAGUCCUGCUCCGGCGGUUCUGUGCUGGAGAAUGUGAGGAUGGAGAAGUGAGGCUGUGAGGAAUCAGCUGAGCGCAGUCAGAAGUUGCCUACAGCGUGUUUUUGGGAUGAGAAUGGGAGAAACGCUCUCGACUCUGGCUUAAAAAGAAGUUGAUUCCUCGUCUGGAAUUGGGGAACGCACAUGGACGGAAGAGGGAAAGGCUGGAGAACAGCUCUGAGAGGAUGCUCUGCUGGAGAACGCGUUCUUAAUUGUUCUUGUAUACAUUUCUAAGGUUCUCGGAUGUGAAGUGGAAGCUCUGUUGGAUUGUACGUCCGUGAAUGUGGAGAUGGACCGCAGGGCUGAAGGCUGCUGUUUGAAAGCCACUCAAAAACUGGAGAUCUAAAACUGAGCCGAAAAAGGAGAUUUACUCCGCGUCUGGAGAUCGAGGCACCUUUAAAACGCAGCGCAGAGGGAUUUAUCAUGAUUUUGCUCAAUGCUCUGGCUGUGCUCUUCCUACUGGAUGAUGUGGUGUGCUCCAUGGUCAGUUCCUCCAGCCUGUCUGGACUGGGCACUCACGGCUGGAGGGCUCCGAUGGACUGCCUGCGGGCAAGUGAGAUGUGCAACCAGAAUCCUCAGUGCAGCUCGCGCUUCCGCAUCAUGCGCCAGUGCCUGGUGGGCCGGGACAGGGCCACCAUGCUGGCCAAUAAGGAGUGCCAGGCUGCGCUAGAGGUCCUUCAAGACAGUCCGCUGUACGACUGCCGCUGUAAGAGGGGCAUGAAGAAGGAGCUGCAGUGUCUGCAGAGCUACUGGAGCAUCCACAUGGGCCUCAAUGAAGGAGAGGAGCUUUACGAGACGUCCCCCUAUGAGCCCAUGCAUUUCUCCGAUGAAUUCCGGCUCGCCUCCAUUAUUUCAGCAAUGGACUCUGCCUUGUCGAAGGGGAACCUGUGCUCUGACACAGGAAAGCCCUGUAACCCCUGCCUGGAUGCGGCCAAGGCCUGCAACCUAAAUGACACAUGCAAGAGGCAGCGGUCAGCGUACAUCGCCACCUGCAACCGCGCAACGCCCAUCACACACAACCAGGAGCCGUGCAACCGCAAGCGAUGCCACAAGGCCCUGCGGCAGUUCUUUGAGCGCGUGCAGACGGAGUUCAGCUACCCGCUGCUCUUCUGCUCGUGCCGGGACAAGGCCUGCGCCGAGCGCCGCCGCCAGACCAUCGUCCCGGCUUGCUCUUUUGAGGAGAAGAUGAAGCCCAACUGUCUGGAGCUCAGAAGGACCUGCCGCUCCGACCCUCUCUGCAGAUCCAGACUGGCAGAUUUCCACAUGAACUGCCAGACGACUCCACACUCAAUAACAAGCUGCCCCAACGACAACUACCACGGCUGCCUGGUGUCUUACGUCGGACUCAUUGGUUCGGAUGUGACCCCAAACUACGUUGACGCGAACCACACCAACAUCACCAUCUCUCCGUGGUGCAGCUGCCGCGGCAGUGGUAACCAAGAGACGGAGUGUGAGGCUUUCCUGCGAGACUUCAGGGAGAACGCAUGUCUGAGAAAUGCUAUCCAGGCGUUUGGUUACGGAGCUGACGCUGGUUUCCUCCCCAUCACUGAGUCUCAGUCUGCGUUUCCGUCAGAGCGACCCAACCUGCAGCCCGCCAUCAUCACCAAACCUGUCAUCAGCUCCAAUGACAUCAAACCUGUGGACAGCGCAUGUGUCUUCUCCACCUGUGCAAACCUAAAGGACGGUGGUCAGAAGUGUUCUCCCUCCAACAGUUUCGAAUGUGCAGACGAGAGCAUGCUGGACCCCAACAUGGACGGCUCCAUCGACUCCAUGGACUCCCACCAGUCGGAGAACAACAGAGCCAGGCAGUCGUCAGCAUCUCCAGCCAGCAUCUCUGCAGUAACCGUGAUCCUGUCCAUUACGCUAGUCAGUCAGGCCCUGUAAAUACAACCUGAAGUCUACAAUGCCAAGAACAAUCUGACGGACCCCUCCCCCCCAAGACCUUGAUGAAAAGACUUGAAAAGUGACAUUGAUCCCUCUCUCUCUUCUUUAAGUGUGUGAAUAUGUCUCACAGUCCAUCUCAAACACGUUCAAACAGCGGCCAGAAGCAACAACUGCAAAAAUGUCAUCCUACAGUACGAGGAAGCACCCAUGACCGUCAGCGCAGCAUCGCAAACUCAUCAGAGGGAGCUUUGGGAAGGCCAGAUACUGAUUAGCCUGACGUUUCUUGGGCUAGAAAUGGAGAUCACAGAGGUCCAACCAACAAACCUUUCAUCUUCAUGUCAAGAAGAAAUGGCCUGUUUUUUGAAGGACGAGACAUUCAAAUACAGAUGGCCUCAGCACUGGACUGCAUAAACGGAUCUCCUUCUGUAUAUUAGCAUCCAGUAGAGCAGCACCACACUGAACAUAAACAGCUUUCAUUUAUGGAU